CAACAAUCAAGCAGUCACUUUUGCUCAGGACAUGAAAUUGGGUCACUACAUGAAAAUCUCUCCGUACAACAUGUUCUUUUCUCAAUUCACGGCUGCUAUCUGGUCCUGUUUUGUUCAAAUUGGUGUCUUGAGGUGGGCCUACGGUGCAGUCGAUGGCUUAUGUGAAACUGACCAGCCAUCCAAUUUCACCUGUCCCGGAGCUAAGGUUUUUUUCAAUGCCUCAAUUAUUUGGGGAGUCAUUGGUCCACANCAACGUCAAUUCUCCCACGGUCAAUUGUACUACGGAACAUUGUUUUUCUUCAUCAUCGGUGCUAUUCUCCCGGUUAUCAAUUGGUUGAUCUUGCGUAAAUACCCAAACAGCGUCGUUAAAUACUUGCACUGGCCCGUGUUUUUCUCCGGUACCGGAUUAAUUCCACCAGCAACUCCAUUCAACUAUACUUCAUACUGUUUAGUUGGAUUACUUUUUGGUUGGUGGAUCAAAAGAAAGUUUUUCCACUGGUGGACCAAGUACAAUUAUUCCUUAUCUGCUGGAUUGGAUAUUGGGUUAGCCUGGAGUCUUUUGAUUAUUUCGUUGGCCUUGGGUUUAACGCAAACUGAUUUCCCAAGCUGGUGGGGAAACGAUGUCGUUAAUGGCACGCUUGACACUGGUGUUACGCAGAAUAUCAGAAAGUUGUUGAAAGAUGGAGAGGCCUUUGGGCCAUCUACUUGCGAUCACCAACAAAAAUUAGACGAAAAAGAGAGGGAAGAAAAACCAGCAAGGGAAGCUGAAGCUCAGAGGCAAUUGGAGGAAAACUUGGAGAAGGAAGCUAAUGAAUUUGGUUGGGGGAAAAAGACCAGAAAGAAUGUCAAAACUACCCAGGCUGUUUUGGAGCAGUUGGCUGAGGAAACCAGACAAAGACAUCAAACUGCUUACGAUGCACAAGAGGAUGCUGAUAUUGAAGAUUUAUUAGAGGACUAA
Messenger RNA from Lodderomyces margitis, 958 nucleotides. RefSeq lists its product as uncharacterized. The record is from RefSeq and is a predicted model, not a curated record. Gene Ontology annotation, biological process: transmembrane transport. The annotation marks the transcript as partial. NCBI's taxonomy places the organism in Eukaryota, Fungi, Ascomycota, Pichiomycetes, Serinales, Debaryomycetaceae. The transcript has 2 exons. Gene Ontology annotation, molecular function: oligopeptide transmembrane transporter activity.